Molecule: messenger RNA, 546 nt
Organism: Colletotrichum destructivum
Lineage: Eukaryota; Fungi; Ascomycota; Sordariomycetes; Glomerellales; Glomerellaceae
Exons: 1
Coding region: 162-536 (124 amino acids)
Source: RefSeq, a predicted model, not a curated record
UAUUCAUAUACUUAGAGUAAACUACCGACGAGAAGCAACACCGGGGUUUCUUUUUUCUUUUUAAAAAAACACCUGUGAGCGACUGAUCCUCUACCUAAACCAGGAACGCGGCCACCGCUCCGAAAACCGCCGCAACAACCCCCGGCCGGCGGCCGGCCGCCAUGCCCGUCUUGGGAGGAAUCGAGGUGGGUGUGUCGGACGACACGAGCGAGGUGGGACAAGGCGUUCCCUCGUUCUCGGAGGGCACCCUCUUAGCGACGGGCUCCCUGAAGACGCACGUUGGCGGCUUCCCCGCGCCCGUCGACGUCGGCUGCGAGACGUCAGAUGAUGGCCGCGUCUGGAUCGUCCGCGUCCGCAUUGCUGUGGAUGAGACCGUUAUGGCCGGAGAGUGGGACGUGGUGGAUGGCGGGGGGGUUGACGACGAGGGGGACGGGGUGGCCGGAGGCGAGGAUGAGGAUGAGGAUGAGGAAGGGGAGGGUCUGUUGUUGUUUGGCGGGGUGAGGCAGCCAGCCUUCUUUGUCGGGCCGCAGGUCUGAGUGCUCUCGC